Chlamydomonas reinhardtii is the source of this 1358-nucleotide messenger RNA. RefSeq lists its product as uncharacterized. The record is from RefSeq and is a predicted model, not a curated record. The coding region runs from base 28 to 1071 and encodes 347 amino acids. NCBI's taxonomy places the organism in Eukaryota, Viridiplantae, Chlorophyta, Chlorophyceae, Chlamydomonadales, Chlamydomonadaceae. Gene Ontology annotation, molecular function: protein binding. The transcript has 9 exons.
CGCAGCAGCAGUGGCAGCGCACACCUAAUGAUCACACGCGGCAUGUCGUGGGCGUGCAGGGCGGCCGCGGCAGUGCUACUGCCGCUGCUGCUGCCGGCGCUGCUGCCGCCGGGUCUCGCUGGCGCUGGCGCUGGCGUCGGCAUUCGCGUCGCGGAGGCCAAGACCCUCGAGCGAGAUGUGUUCGGCCUGAUUGCGCUGCAUCAGGAGGUGCGUGACCGCUCGCCGGAGUGGCGCGGCGCCAUGGACAAGUGGCCGGUGCACACAUGCGACAUCAACGGCACCUGCGCCGUGGACCCCUGCGGCAAUGAAUGGGACCACGGCUGGGAAGCCAUUUCGUGCCGCUACCAGCAAAACUGGCCCGCGGACAUUCCUCGCGUCGUCACAAACAUCCACUUGCCCAAGCGCAGCCUCAUCGGCGCGCCGCCCAGGAGCGUGGUGCUGCUCGCAAACCUGACCGAGCUUGACAUGGACACCAAUGAGCUAACCGGCCCGCUGCCCACGGACUGGGCCUGCCUGCGGAACCUAAUUGAGAUUGACUUCUCCAACAACCGGCUCUCGGGCACCAUUCCGCCGCAGUGGGGCCUGCUCGACGAACUGGUGGAGAUGGAGUUCGACGGCAACCCGGGUGUGCGGGGCUGCCUGCCGCGUGGCGUGCCGCCGCGGGAGCGGCUGUGUGGCGGUUUGUUUGGAUCCAUCCCCUGCCCCACCUUCACCACGGACCGCAUGAUCGGCACGGCCACGACAGGCAGCCAGCUCACCGGGCAGUUCUGCCCGCCCUACCCCGGCGGCGACACCGCUCUUGCCGCGACGCUCAGCUGCCCUGUGGUGGCAGACUUCCGUCGUCUCAUUGUGGGCUUCUUCGAUCAGCUCGCUGCGGAGCAGGCAGCCGCUCAAGCUGAUCCAGGCGCUCCGGCACAAACGGGGAGCCCAGGGGUGGCUGUCGCUCAGGGCGCUGGUCGCGAGGGGGCCGUCGUGCCGCCAGGGUUGCUGGGAGGCGCGCUGCAGCGGGUGGCGGCGGCGCAGGGUGCAAGCGAGCCCGGUGCGGUUGGCGGCGGUGUGCCAAAGCGCUAAGUAGCCAGACAUGCCAUUUCCGGCCUAAAGGCGCUUGUCAUGGGGGGGGGGGGGGAGUUCAUCAGUGAUGUGGGGUGGCAAAUACAGUGAUCAGUUGGUUUCGUGGCCGGGAGGAUGGACGGACGUGCCCUGGCGCGCGGACAUGUCUGUGGACACGGUGCAGUAUGGAAGCUGCAAGGCUUGGCAACCUACGGGCAUAGACUCUUGGCUUACAAAUAUAGACGUGAGGUAAAACACGGCGGCCUAUUGGCCUAUUGGCGAACCGUGAACUAGUAAGCUUUGAAAUC